This is a messenger RNA of Pipistrellus nathusii (Nathusius's pipistrelle), 435 nucleotides long. The record is from the annotation of a GenBank genome assembly. Lineage: Eukaryota; Metazoa; Chordata; Mammalia; Chiroptera; Vespertilionidae.
AUGACCGGCUCCUGCUGUGGCUCCACCUGCUCCAGUUGUGGGGAAGGCUGCUGCCAGCCCUGCUGCUGCCAGCCCUGCUGCUGCCAGCCUUGCUGCUGCCAGCCCUGCUGCUGCCGAGACCCCUGCUGCUGCCGCCCCUGCUGCUGCCAGACCACCGUGUGCCGCCCCGUGACCUGCGUGCCCCGCUGCACGCGCCCCAUCUGUGAGCCCUGCCGCCGCCCCAUCUGCUGUGACCCCUGUGGCCUGCAGGAGGGCUGCUGCCGCCCCAUCGCCUGCUGCCCCACAUCCUGCACGGCCAUUGUGUGCCGCCCCUGCUGCUGGGCCUCCACCUGCUGCCAGCCCAUCUGUGUGCAGGCGCCCUGCUGCCGGCCCCCCUGCUGCCAGCCUGCCCCCUGCCGCACCACCUGCAGGACCUGCCCCUCCUGCUGCUGCUGA